This is a messenger RNA of Pichia membranifaciens NRRL Y-2026, 4503 nucleotides long. RefSeq lists its product as hypothetical. Gene Ontology annotation, molecular function: small GTPase binding; actin binding. The record is from RefSeq and is a predicted model, not a curated record. NCBI's taxonomy places the organism in Eukaryota, Fungi, Ascomycota, Pichiomycetes, Pichiales, Pichiaceae. Gene Ontology annotation, biological process: barbed-end actin filament capping; actin filament bundle assembly; mitotic actomyosin contractile ring assembly. Gene Ontology annotation, cellular component: mating projection tip; cell division site. The coding region runs from base 1 to 4503 and encodes 1500 amino acids. The transcript has a single exon.
AUGCCUAAUACAAGCACCGACGACACAAAAGGUCCUCACAAUUUACUAAAAGGUAGCCCGGAGAAAUUGUUAUACGGACAGCAGCUAUCACAAAAUUAUGCUUUUAAUACACCUUUAACAUCAUCGGACAUGUAUAUAGAUUCGUCUAAUAUGGGGUGCGAGAAAAAUCACAGGUCAUACAUUCAGUACACGGAUGAACAUGCCGGACGAAUUACAAAGUUGGGACUCGAACUUGCCGGAAAAGGGUUGUCAUAUAAUGGCCACCCAACUCAAUUUUACAAAGCUGAUUAUGUGCUUUUAAAAAACAAACCAAAACAAACUGAUCCAUCUGCCGACUAUACGGCCCGAGAAGUACAUCGUAUCAUUUCAACUUCCAGUACAGACUCCAUACAACCAGACUCAAACUGCUCGCCUGCCUUUUUUAUCGAAAAGUUGAGAACUAGAAACAUGACAAUUAAAGAUUUUCGAUUUCUUGCUAACUUAAUAGAUAGUUCAAAAUCAAAUCAAAAUGACGAUUGGUGUCGAGAAUUUCUACGCCUUGAUGGUGUGGACUUAUUGAGCAAAAAGUUGAAAAUAGUCAACGAAAUUUCAAUCAAGUCAAAUGAGCAGCUGAAAAUUGAGUUUUGCGUGCUUUCGACUCUAAAGUGCUUAAUUUUAAAGCAGCCUUUUACAGAAGAACGGAACUCAUUCUUUUCGCCUCUUAUAGAAGUGGUGACAUCCAGUUUAAUGUCACCCCAACUACGAUCUGUGAAUUUAGCUACGGGAGUUCUUGUUCUUCUAAUAGUUAACAAUGGUUUUGUUGCUUCAAAACUAUUUUUAAAAGCAUUCGCCCAACUUACCGAAUCUGAAACACUAAGCAUAUAUUCAUCUUUUGAAGAAAUUGAAAUUGGCUCUGAGAUCAAGGAUAACACUUUUUCCAAAUGGAUACGCAAUGCAAUUGAUUUCUUGAAGGUUGUUACGAUUACGCCACUUGAUGAACUCAGUUCACGUGACAUAUUUGAGGAGUUUUCUAUGCUAACUUUAUUCUUAGUUUGUGAGGUGAUAUCUAGUUUCGAGAACAAAAAGUCUAGAAUUUCACUGAGAACAAAAUUAGAAGAAGCAGGACUCCUUGAGCUAUUCAAUCUUACUAGAUUAUUAAACUAUACCCCUAUUUCAGAUUUAAUUGGAGAGUACUUCCAGCUCAGAGAGAAAGACACGCAAAAAUUGAAAGUCAGUCUUACUCUCGAUCCUUUGAGCAAAACCUCAUACGAUGAAAACUGCUUGAUGAAAAAUGUUUCUGCAAUUGUAGAUAACCUUCAACAAGUCAAAAUAUCUGGCGAAGAUUGGGGCAGUUACUAUGAAGGGCUUUACAACUUAGCUUACUAUUUGGCAAACAAUAAAGAAAUUGAAUACAAAGUCGCCCAAAGAGCCCUUGAUUUGUUGCUUACAUUGUUUGAGCGGGAUAAGAAAGACCUAAAGCUAAUCUUAAAAGCUUAUUAUAAUUCAAGUUUACAAAAGAAGUUACAAAACUUGGAAAAGGAGCCAGACGCUUUUCAUCCCUACGAAAUCACGAAAACUCUUGAUCCGACUUCACUGAGGAAAAGAGCUGGUGGUACUAACCAGGUAUUAGACCUGCUGAGAAGUUCUUCGGUAAUCGAUAAUAAGAUAUCAGAUAUAGGCUAUAAUACUGGAAACAAAUUGGUCAGCAGAGCUCAUAAAUUAAACCCUGAACAGCUAUCUGGCACGAAAAUUAAUGACAAGAAAUGUGCCUCUAAUGCUUUUUAUCCGGCUGGAGAGCAGAAAUUAUCUGGUGAUCAAGAUUAUGUCCAGUAUCGGUCUGGUUAUGGGUACAUUGGAUCCAAUAUUGAAGAUAGUAAAAUGGAAGGACAAGGUACAAAAAUAAGUUCUAAUACAUUCUUUGAACCUUACGAUUAUUACGAUAUUGGGACUUUUUGGAAUAAUGGAAUGGACAGCUCUGACAUAGUAUUGACCCGAAAUUCUGAAUCUGAGCAUUUGAUAAAAAACUCAAAACUUCAUAGUGAACCCACAAGUAAGAUUCGAAAGGAUAUGAAAAACGAACUUGCGCCUUUAACGUCUAGAGGCUUAGGUGCAGCAUUAGAGCAAAUAUCAAUUACGGGAAAAGUAAAUCAUGAUUUGGGUCCCGGAGCCGGCCCGAAGUUGGACUAUGAAUUAGGUCCUAAAGCAAGCUCGGGAUUGGGCCCCAGAUUCAGACCUGGGUUGGGUCCAGGAGCAGGCCCAGGAGCAGGCCCAGGAGCAGGAGCAGGCCCAGGAGCAGGCCCAGGAGCAGGCCCGGGAGCAGGCCCAGGAGCAGGCCCGGGAGCAGGCCCAGGAGCAGUCCCGGGAGCAGGCCCAGGAGCAGAUCCAGAGUUAGGUUCUGGGUCAGGCCCAGGAGCAGAUCCAGAGUUAGGUUCUGGGUCAGGCCGUGGGUCAGGCCCUGGAUUUGGCCCUGGCGGUUCUGUUUUCGGUUCUGGGUCAGGCUCUGUGUUGUACUCGGAGCCGGGUUGUGGGGUAGAUUCUAAGCAAAAUAUAGCUUCCAAAGUAUUUCCAUUACUUCCAGUGAAAUCAACUUUGCCCGUGCGACAACCACCACCUCCUCCUCCUCCUCCUCCUCCUCCUCCUCCGCCUCCUCCUCCUCCAUUACCAAAAUUGUUUGAAUUGAAAACUCAAAAGAUUGCUGCCGAAUCUCCUGCCAUUCCCCCUCCUUCAUUAUCAUUAGCACCACCACCGCCACCGCCACCACCGCCACCACUACCAGCUGAUUUUUUCAAGAAGCAGAAUGAAUUGUCAGCCAAGACAGGAGAACACACAAGUAUAAAAGUAAUAGAUCUGAAUGUGGAAAAAAUGCAUGAGCUAAGGUCCCUAAAGCGGUCUCAAACAAAACUCAAGCAGGUUCAUUGGGACAAAAUUGAUAACAUUGCCAACACCCUUUGGAGAUAUUCUGAUGAUCAAAACAUUAAUAAACUUUUAGAUGAACGAGGAAUUUUGUCAGACUUGGAACAAUAUUUUCAAGUCAAAGAGGCAAAGGUUAGAAAGAAACCAGUUGUGGUUGCCAAAACGGAAAAAUAUCAACGGGUUUCUUUCUUACCACGAGACCUUAAACAGACUUUCGCCAUUAACUUGCACCAAUUUAAUGCCUUAUCUGAUGUUGAGUUUGUCCAAAAGGUUCUGGCCUGUGCUGACGAAGUUAACAAAGCUACUAACAUUAUUGAAUUUUUCAAUAAUGAUGCAGCGAUGGAAGUCACUUCAACUUUAUUACGAGACUUAGGACCAUAUUCCACUAAUUUUAAACUAGGCUUUACCAAGCCAAAAAAGAACCCUAACGAGUUAGAAAGAUACGACCGAAUAUACGUUGAACUUUGUUUUAACUUAUCAGGAUAUUGGAAGGCUAGAUCUCGUGCUUUAUUUGUCGCAAUAACCUAUGAAUCAGAUUACAAUGAUAUAAACUAUCAGCUUAACCUGCUUGAUACUGGAUUGCAGGAAAUAAAAUCGUCUAAGUCACUAAUCGGGGUUUUGACUUUAAUAAAAAACAUUGGAAACUUUAUGAAUGAUGACUCUAAACUUGCACUGGGCUUCAAGUUGUCUACUUUACAGCGUUUAAGGUUUUUGAAAGAUUCUUCUAACCAAUACAGCUUAUUGCACUACAUAGAAAAAACGGUAAGAAGACAUUUUCCCGAAUACAAGGACUUUGCAGAUGAGUUAUCAAAUAUCAAAAAAGUAUCCACAAUAAGUGUGGAUGAACUGGAAAAAAGUGUCAACGAUUUUGACUCCCUUGUUAGUAAUUGCGCAAAACAGAUUGAAAAUGGUGCAUUAAGCGAUGAAAGCAAGCUGCAUCCUGACGACAAGAUUAUUGAAUAUGUUAGCAAAGUAAUUAUAAAGGCAGAAAAACGAGCUAUGGCCCUAAAGGUACAUCUUUCUUCUGUCCUUGGCACGAUGAAUGAUACAAUGGAAUAUUACGCUGAAUCUUUUUCGGAAACAGACAGUAAAAAUUCUUUUUUCAUGAAAUUUCUAGUGUUCAUUAAUGAAUAUAAGAAGGCUUAUCAAGAAAAUAUUAGAAAUGAAGAGGAAGAAAGGAACCAAGAAAGAAAAAAACAAGCAUUACAAAACAUGACUAUCAAAACUGAAGUCAACAACACAGUGGAUAAUGAUAUCAUGGAGCAUCUUCUGGGAAGAUUAAGGGAGAAAAAGCUGCUAGAUUCAAGAAAGCUUGCCAAGUCAUUAAUUGACAACAGUGAAGAUGAUUUCAUUGGGAAUAAAAAUGAAGUUGGUCAUUUGAAUCUGACUGGCUCGAGCAGGAAUGUUACUUUGACUGGAACUAAACAACAAGUUGAGUUGGAUUCGAAAAGCAUUUCAAAUAUUGAGAAUGAUUUGAUCCAGCCCAAUGCCAUUGGUUCUCUAAUACAAAAACAAGGUACAUUUGACCCGUUUCAUGCGGCAGAGGAGGGCACAAGUAUUGGUGAGAAAGACACGACUGAAAAGUUAAAAACUAUUGAAAACGAUAAUUAA